CGGUUUGAGUCUUCCAGCUUGCCGUCGUGCUGCAGGAAAUCACAUUGUGAGAAACGCCACAGUUGAACCAGUUUCAUACAUUUUCACACUCUGAGUUUAUUCUCAUCUGACGCAGAAUUAAAAAAAAACAACCUUUGAGCUUCCUUCUUACCGUUUAGUCGGUGUUUGUUUCCGUGUGUGUGAAGCUGGAAGUGGAUUUACCGUAACUCCGAGAGUUUUCCUCCACAAUGAUGAACUAUUCUGACUACGACUCUGACGGAUACUCUUCUAAUGAAGACGUAGACUACGUCCCUUCAGAUGAUAACCUCAGUGAGGACGACAUUAACGAAUGUGAGAGGGAGGAGCCUCUGAGCCGAGACGACGGCGUCCCGCAUCCUGACAAAGUGGGCAAGAGGAAGAAGAAGAAAGAUAUCAGCGUGAGGAAGAGGAAGAAAGGAGUCCUGAAAGUCGACAAAGAAGAAGGGGAGGGCGGAGACGCCGCAGAGGAGGCUCAGCAGCCGCCGCAGGAGGACGAGGACGAGGAGGAGGAACCCGCCAAGAAGGAGAAAGACGACGCAACACAGAAGAAGAAAACGGACGACCUCUGGGCCAGCUUCCUGUCUGACGUCGGGUCCAGACCCAAAGAGUCCAAAGCGCCCCCCCAGCCCAGCAGCACACGCACGGUCGAUCCCUCGCCGUCGACGGUCACUCCUUCGAGAACGGAGACUAAAGAGCCGGCUAAAGUCACCAUCACCAAAGUGUUCGACUUCGCUGGAGAAGAAGUAAGGGUGAAUAAAGAGGUGUCGGCAGACUCCAAGGAGGCGAAGAUUUUUCUGAAGAGUCAGAGCAGCAAACAGGAAGAGAACAUCGAAGAAGAGAAGAAGAGCUCAUCACCCAGCAGAUCUCCUCCUCCAGGGCCCAGUGUGAAGCGUCCUGCAGGUAUGAGCAGCCUGCUGAGUCGUUUCGGGGGAAAGAAACAGAAGAUGAGCACGCUGGAGAAGUCAAAGAUGGACUGGGACGCUUUUAAAUCAGAAGAGGGCAUCACGGAGGAGCUCGCCAUCCACAACAGAGGCCGAGAAGGGUAUGUGGAGCGGAAGAACUUCUUGGAGCGUGUCGACCAUCGCCAGUUUGAGUUGGAAAAAGCAGUGCGACUGAACAACAUGAAACAAUGACACGGACUAACAACGCACACACACACACACGCACACACAUACACACACACACACACACACUCACACUCACAUUCUCUCAGUUCGGUCAGUAAAGUGAGCUCAGUCUGGUG
Messenger RNA from Labrus mixtus (cuckoo wrasse), 1261 nucleotides. It is a transcript of the gene cfdp1, whose product is annotated as craniofacial development protein 1. The coding region runs from base 228 to 1151 and encodes 307 amino acids. NCBI's taxonomy places the organism in Eukaryota, Metazoa, Chordata, Actinopteri, Labriformes, Labridae. The transcript has 7 exons. The record is from RefSeq and is a predicted model, not a curated record.